Molecule: messenger RNA, 4141 nt
Organism: Caretta caretta (loggerhead turtle)
Lineage: Eukaryota; Metazoa; Chordata; Testudines; Cheloniidae
Gene: PSTPIP1
Product: proline-serine-threonine phosphatase interacting protein 1
Biological process (GO): actin filament polymerization
Cellular component (GO): plasma membrane; actin filament; cytoplasm
Molecular function (GO): actin filament binding
Source: RefSeq, a predicted model, not a curated record
AUCUGAUUUCCUACCUGGUUUGUCUCUUUCUAUUAUGCUGGUUUCCUUAUUAUUUUUUUAUUGUAUUCUCUCUUUGUGUAGUUGAUCAGAUCCUGUGAUCACCUUUUUUUUUUUUUUUUUUGCCUGUAGCUCACAUGCACACACGGCGAGGAGCAGACUGACAUCAUUUGACAUCCCUCUGCUUCCUCAUUUCAGUAUUAACUGUUUACCAGAAGAGAAACAGGUUUGGAGCUAGGCUGUUUUUCUGGGUUUUUUUUUUGUUAGUGAGUUUUUUUCUCUUCACAGUAGCAGAUGGAGCUUCCUCAAACUGCCCAGUGCUGUUUUUCAUUUUGAAAGAGACAGGACUGUGGAAGUGUUUCACUUUCUGCUCUAGCUGGUGUAUAGUAACAGCAGCAAAGCUGAGUGCCGCUGCUACUCUGCUCUCAGAGCAAACCAGUUCAAGGAUUUUCCCCCCCUCCAUAAAUCAAUAGGCAUGACACAGCUGCAGUUCAAAGAUGCAUUUUGGUGCAAGGAAUUCACUGUACACUCGGGCUAUGAGGUGCUUCUCCAGCGAGUGUUGGAUGGGAGAAAGAUGACAAAAGAUGUGGAGGACUUGCUCAAACAGAGGGCACAAGCAGAAGAGAGAUAUGGGAAAGAGCUGGUUCAAAUUGCCCGAAAAGCAGGGGGACAAACCGAAAUCAACACUCUGAAGGCAGCAUUCGAGGUCCUAAAGCAACAAAUUGAAAAUGUUGGAAACUCCCAUAUCCAACUGGCAUUGAUGCUGAAGGAUGAACUGAAAGGAAUAGAGGAGUUCAGAGAAAGACAGAAGGAGCAACGAAAAAAGUACGAGAUUGCAAUGGAACGUGCACAAAAGAGCAAGGUGUCCCUCUAUAAGAAAACAAUGGAGUCAAAGAAGACCUACGAGCAAAAGUGCAAGGAUGCGGAUGAGGCUGAGCAGGCCUUCAAGAGGAUAAGUGCUUCCGGCAACCAAAAGCAAACAGAAAAGAGUCAGAACAAAGCCAAACAAUGCAAAGACACAGCAAAUGAAGCAGAGAGGAUGUACAAGCAGUAUAUAGAACAGCUGGAUAAGGCCAGAAUGGAGUGGGAGAAGGAACAUAUCAGCACCUGUGAGGCCUUUCAGCUCCAGGAAUGUGAUCGUAUCACCAUCCUCCGGAACUCCCUUUGGGUUCACUGUAACCAGCUGUCCAUGCAGUGUGUGAAGGAUGAUGAGAUGUAUGAAGAGGUUCGACUGAGCCUAGAGAACUGUAACGUAGAAUCAGACAUGGAUUACUUCAUUAAGAAUAAAAUGACAGGAACAGAUCCACCAGUUCCAAUAGGAUAUGAGAAUUAUUAUGCCAGGGAAUCUCCUAGAUGUAGCAACAGCCCAGUCCAGUCUUGUGGGAUGAUGAAAAGAUUCUCCGGAUUGCUACAUGGAAAUAGCAGAAACUCCAGUGAAACCAUCAUUCCCACAGCCCCUCCUAUUGACGAGAAAGUGGAUGGAGUCUAUGCAUCUAUUAAUGUGGGUGAACAAGCAGCGACCACACCAUCACAGGACUACAGAGUGCUCUACGACUAUACAGCCCAGAACACCGAUGAACUGGAUAUCAGUGCAGGGGACAUCAUAGUAAUCAUCGCAGAAGGCGAGGAUGGCUGGUGGACAGCAGAAAGGAAUGGUCAACAAGGAUUUGUGCCAGGAUCUUACCUCGAAAAGCUUUGACGAAGAGAUGCAUCUGCUUUAAGACCUUAAAAAUACCUUACUCUCUAAAAUGGCUCACCAAGAGGAGGCCAUAUCAUUUUCUUCUAAGAUUAUCACUUGAGGCUAACAAAUUGUCCCUGCCUUUUUCUUUAGGCCUCUCUCUCUCCACACUGGAGUUUUCCCAGAGACACUGCAGGGGUUCCCGUCUUACAAGGGCUUUUAUCCCUUUGACUGUUCCAUCAACAUUGCAUUGAACACAGUCCAUCAGCGCCUCAAAGUUAUGACAAAGUAUGGAAAAACAACAAACCAAAUUUCUCCUCAAGAAAAAAAAUUGCUUACAAAAAUGGAAAAUGAGAAAUAUCCCUCAGUAAGUCUGUAUCACCUCCUGGCAGGCUUGGAGCCACUCUUGUGCCAACAGUCAUAUUCUCUACCAAUUAAUUAUCUCUUUCGUUAUCUGCAUAAGUAGCGCAAGCAUCUUUGACAGAGGUGUGGAAUAUGGGGAUGGUGGUGUAGGUAUGCUGUGCUCAGGAUGAAGACAUACCGGGGUCUUAGCUAUAUGACACGAGACAGAAGUUCAUGCAGUCCCCCUCCCCUCCAAAAUGCAUGAAUGGGAGAAAUGGGUAAGGAUUCCCCACCUAUUUUAUCAUCAGAGCAACUAGGGCAAAUCGUAAAGAUGUAAUGCUGCUUUAAAGAACAUUAAAAAGGAUUGUGACAUGCAUUGAGCUAAAGAAAAUAUAAGCCCUUCUACCCCACCACCAACUCCUCCUGCUAUUAAACACCAAGUCCUCUAUUGCUCCAGCCUUGUGUGGAAUCCAAAGGCAAAGAGAUAAGGAUAGAUCCUGCCCCUGAUCUUUGUUGGCCGUUGCCUUUUUUUGAUGGAUUAUGUCAUAACCUUAAUAUGAUUUAUCAUGUUUAAAAGCUAAGUAGAGGCUUUCACUGGAGCUGUAUUCCUAGCCUGACCUGUUUGAGCUCAUCAGGGAGCUGCCAAUCACUCGGUAGGCUUACAUGCAAUUGGCCUAUAUGUUACCUGAUUUAAUCUCUGCCCAUCCCAUCGCCCAGCCUACAUGAUCUUCUCCUUCCCUUUCAGAUGCCCCUCCCCUACGGUUUCCCGACUACCUAGCCAUCCUGCUCCUGCAGCCUCUGAAUCUCUGAGAUCAUUGUCAUGGGUCUGUCCUUGUUCCUUUUCCCUUCCUCACAUCGCAUUCACACUUUAUGAAUAGCAGCUGUGUUAGUCUGUAUUCGCAAAAAGAAAAAGGGAGUACUUGUGGCACCUUAGAGACUAACAAAUGCAUCCAAUGAAGUGAGCUGUAGCUAUGCUCAAAUAAAUUUGUUAGUCUCUAAGGUGCCACAAGUACUCCUUUUCUUUUUACACUUUAUGAAAGUUCUCAUAAGCAAAGCUGGCUAUUUUGUACACCAUAGAAUAGGAAUGUUGUGGAGAAAUUGAUCUAUCAGGUGACUAGUAUUUAGAAAUACUUCCAAAAUCCACAGUAUUUAUCCAAUACAGACCAUAAGAUCCUCCUUCAGUAUUUAGUGAUGCAAUACAAACCUUCAAGAAUUUGCUUGGGGAAAAGACUACUUCCUAGGGAGAGAAUGAACUGCUAAAAUUUCAGAGUUUAAAAUCGAAUCAAAAGUCAAUUUAAAGCACAAAUAAUCACCAUUAACAGAAAAAUCUUUUAAGUGAGGAGGCACUGUGGGUAUGGAGUGAGGCUUUUAAAGCCAGAGAGAAAUCUAUAGGGACUGUUCCAGCAUUUUAGUUAACAGGACUAUAGCACAUUAAUGAACUAUAGUCAGUCCAGAGAAACCCAUAGCAGAUUUUAUUCAGUUUUGUGCUGGGAAACUAAGCAGUGCGGCCCUUUUGGGGAUCCUCUCUUGCGCAUGCGUUCCCCCUCACUUGCCACCCCUUGUACUUCCCCCUCUGAGGAAGGCUUCCCUACAAUUUGCCACCCCCCCACCCCCGCUCCAAGACCUGGUACACAGAACGUCUAGAAGUGCCUUGAAUAGACUUUUACAGUUUCAUAUUAACAUAGAAACCAAAGAGAUGGAGUGAUGGGCUGUUCCCCAGGGCUGGCUGUGGAAAGGCAGAGCCUGAGUCACUAUGACAACUUCUCUGUGGGGCAGGGAUUAUCUUUGUUUUGCUUGUCCCUGAUCAGGGCUUCUAAGCCCUACCACAGUAUAAAUAGUAACAAUAAAAUGCUCCUUACAGGUUGCUGAUGCCAGGGACAGCCUUCUGAGGCCAGAUCUGAAUUUUAUAACCCAAGAAUGGAGAGCAAUGGGCCACAACUAGGGCCUGUACUGUAUGCCAACUGACAUCUGCAGUGUGGCUAGUCAAACAACUGUAACCAUCUUGAAAUGAAACCUAAAGUAUGAGUGAUUUUAGAUACUAGCCUCCUUUAAUAGCAAGUCUUUCAGCCAGAAUUGAUGCAGGCAGACAUUUUGUAGAUGAUUUCAAUAAAAAAAAAAGUAAGA